Molecule: messenger RNA, 414 nt
Organism: Cylicocyclus nassatus
Lineage: Eukaryota; Metazoa; Nematoda; Chromadorea; Rhabditida; Strongylidae
Source: the annotation of a GenBank genome assembly
AUGGACGUGCUAUUCGAUAACAUCUACAACAUCAACAAACGUCAUCACGAUAUCCUGAGGGAAGUCAUGUGUGGAUUGUACAUGAGACCUGAGCAGCUCCAGUCGAGACUUGAUCUCCUGGCCAAAUAUGACAUCACGUUCCGCAAGUUGGAAACUGUCACUUACGCAGCAAGCUUGAUCGUAGCACAAAUGUCACUCGUGCAUGAGUGCUAUCGCGGAGUUCUUAAAGAACAGCUGCGAGACAGAGGUGCUCUAGACUCCACAUUGCUACCACCAUCAACUAAAGUGACUCCAGCUGCACCGCAACUCCCCAAGCCACAGAAGAGGAAGCCUGAACCCAAACCACAGCCGGUACAGCCAUCUCAACCGGCCUUCAACUUUUACAGCACACUACCACCUGCAAAAGGCGUUUGA